Staurois parvus is the source of this 2295-nucleotide messenger RNA. The record is from the annotation of a GenBank genome assembly. Lineage: Eukaryota; Metazoa; Chordata; Amphibia; Anura; Ranidae.
AUGGGAAAAGGCGGCGGCACGUUCGAGAGGCUGCUGGAUAAAGCCACCAGUCAACUCCUGUUGGAGACAGACUGGGAGUCCAUUCUGCAAAUCUGUGAUAUGAUUCGUCAAGGAGACACGCAAGCUAAAUAUGCAGUUGUUUCUAUCAAGAAGAAGGUGAAUGACAAAAACCCACACGUGGCUCUUUUUGCCCUGGAGGUUUUGGAGUCUGUGGUGAAAAACUGCGGCUCAACCGUACACGACGAGGUGGCAAAUAAGCAAACUAUGGAAGAGCUGAAAGAACUGCAGAAGCGAGCAGUGGAACCGAAUGUUCGGAACAAGAUCUUGUAUCUGAUCCAAGCCUGGGCCCACGCCUUCCGCAACGAGCCGAAGUAUAAAGUUGUCCAGGACACCUAUCAGAUCAUGAAGGUGGAAGGACACAACUUCCCUGAGUUCAAAGAGAGUGACGCCAUGUUUGCUGCAGAGCGAGCUCCCGAUUGGGUAGAUGCCGAGGAGUGUCAUCGCUGCCGCGUUCAGUUUGGAGUCGUCACGCGGAAGCAUCACUGUAGAGCCUGUGGUCAGAUUUUCUGUGGGAAAUGCUCUUCAAAGUACUCCACCAUCCCCAAGUUUGGCAUUGAGAAAGAAGUACGCGUGUGCGAGCCUUGCUAUGAACAUUUGAACAAAAAGGGAGAAGGAAAGUCCGCCACCAGCGUUGAACUACCCCCAGAAUAUUUGACCAGCCCUCUAUCUCAGCAAUCACAGAUGCCGCCCAAGAGGGAUGAAACUGCUCUGCAGGAGGAGGAGGAACUGCAGCUGGCUAUCGCUUUGUCACAGUCUGAAGCUGAAGAAAAAGAAAGAAUGGGGCCCUCCCCUAAUGCAGGUGGUUCUGGUCUUCACUUGCAGAGACAAAAGAACACAUAUGGCAUGUAUCCAAAGGCAGACCCAACCCCUGUUACAUCCUCUGCCCCUCCAGCCAGUACUCUCUAUUCCUCUGUGAAUUCUUCUGCUCCGCUUGCUGAAGAAAUCGACCCAGAGCUUGCCCGCUAUCUAAACCGCAAUUACUGGGAGAAGAAACAGGAGGAGGUGCGGAAGAGCCCCACCCCGUCCGCUCCAGUACCAACAAGUGAGCCUGUGGUGCAGGUGGCUGAGGUGCCACCAGUGAGCAUGGUCAGUGUUAUGGAGCAGUACCAGAAUGGCGAGUCUGAGGAGAAUCAUGAGCAGUUCUUGAAGGCGCUGCAGAACGCUGUCACCACUUUUGUGAAUCGCAUGAAAAGCAACCAUAUGCGUGGCAGGAGCAUUACCAAUGACUCGGCUGUGUUGUCCCUCUUCCAGUCUAUUAACAACAUGCACCCGCAACUUCUGGAGCUGCUCAACCAGCUGGAUGAGAGACGCUUGUAUUAUGAAGGUCUUCAGGACAAGCUGGCCCAGAUCAGAGAUGCCCGUGGGGCUCUGAAUGCACUACGCGAGGAGCACAGAGAAAAGCUGCGACGAGCUGCAGAGGAGGCUGAGAGGCAACGGCAGAUACAGUUGGCACAGAAGCUGGAGAUAAUGAGGCAAAAGAAACAGGAAUAUUUGGAGAUGCAGCGCCAGCUUGCCAUCCAGCGCCUGCAGGAACAGGAGAAGGAAAGGCAGAUGCGACUGGAGCAGCAGAAGCAGACCAUCCAGAUGAGAGCCCAGAUGCCAGCUUUCUCCCUGCCUUAUGCACAGAUGCAGUCUUUGCCAUCAUCAGGUGGUGUCAUGUACCCACCCUCCGGCCCCAAUGCUUAUCCAGGCACCUUCAGUCCUUCUGGCUCAGUGGAGGGCUCUCCCAUGCAUGGGGUGUACAUGAAUCAACCAGGACAGCCUGGCUCUGCGCCUUAUACCUCAAUGCCUGGUGCAGACCCUGGCAUGGUUAAUGCCUACAUGUACCCAGCAGGAGCCGCUCCUGCAGCGCAGCAAGGGCAGCCAGUGCCAACUACCAAUCCUGCGUACACGUCCUACCAGCCCACGCCAACACAACCCUACCAGAAUGUGGCCUCCCAGAGCCUGUCAUCCAUGUCCCAGAAUCCUCCUGCUAGCGGGAUGAAUUACAUGGGUGCACAGCCUGUCCCCAUGGGCUAUCAGCCAUAUAACAUGCAGAACCUCAUUUCUUCACUUCCUGGACAAGACCCAGCAAUGACCAACAUGCCUUCUCAGCAACCUUUCCACCCUGGACAACAGCCGAUGUACCAACCGAUGGCAGUAGGUGCUGGUCAGCAGCAGCCCCCACAGCAACAAGCAACACACGGCCAGCAAGUGUCAGGGGGCAGCGAAGCCCAGUUAAUCUCUUUUGAUUGA